Molecule: messenger RNA, 5269 nt
Organism: Rhagoletis zephyria (snowberry fruit fly)
Lineage: Eukaryota; Metazoa; Arthropoda; Insecta; Diptera; Tephritidae
Product: neural-cadherin-like
Biological process (GO): homophilic cell-cell adhesion
Cellular component (GO): plasma membrane
Molecular function (GO): calcium ion binding
Source: RefSeq, a predicted model, not a curated record
GAUUGCGUUGCUCGUGACAGGACGAUUCCGGAUUUACUAGCGGCAAAGUGCACUGUGGUGUAUUAGCAGUGCAAAAAAGAUUCAAUAAAAUGGUGUGAGUGUGAGAUGUAUUACCAAAAGCUGUGCAGGGGGGGCAUUUUUAACUUUGUAAAAUUGCAAAAAUUUAUAAAAUCUAGUCAAUUUUCGGUAGUGUGUGUAAGAAAAGUUUACUAAAAAAGUCGGAAAAAGUGUUUUCCAAGAAGAAAAUCGGCAUUUGAAAAUUUGGGAGCAACGCAAGCUAAUGCAAGUGGUUUUCGCUUAUAGCCAAUUUUAAAUUUUUUGUGUGUGUACCUAGAAUAAGGCCGAAAGAAAACUUCAGUACGACACCAGUGCGUGUAUGUGUGCGUGUGUACGAGAGGAAGUACAUACAUAUGGAUUGGUGGGUGCAUAUUUUACAAUGAAUGUAUACCAGUAUUAGUGUACUAAAGAGUAAAAAAUGCUAUUCUAAGCCUAAGAAAUAAAUGGCAAUGCUAAAAAAUUAUAAAUUAUUUAUUUGCAGUGAAAGUGUUUUGGUAACUUGAAAUUGUGCCGUUUUAUUAAACAAAAGGAAUUAAUAUACAGUUCACACAGGCAAACGUUCAUCGCAAAAGUGGUUUUUUGAUACACACACAACACACUCCUAGUGGAUUAAAACUCAAAAUCAAUAAUUCGUUUUAGGCACCUGAAUGAGGAUAUGUGUAAAACUAAAAGGAUAAUUGUGACAAAAAUGUGUUAAUUGUAAACAAGGAAGGAAGGGGAGAAGUUUGUAUUCGUCAUAAUUAAACCCCCACAAUUAGUGCAGCCCAAGGUGUAGAUUUCUGUAAAAUACCUCGAAAACUUCGGACAAGUGUAAAGAAGAGUAAUACGCUUGCCACAAUGGCGGCGCGUUGCUUACUCGUGCAACGGCGGGGGUAUCCGCUACAUAACAGUGAGGUGCGCGAUUCUGUUAAGUUUUCUUCAAAAAACCCGCGUAUUUUUUCAAAUCGUUCGUUUAGUGUCGCGUCGCGUCUCCUCCUUACGUCGCGUUCGUUGUCACUCGCAUUUAUGUUCACCAUCGCUAUCUGCGGAUCGCUCACCGAAAUUCAUGGUGCGCAGGCGCUUAUGAGCACCACUUCCACGUCUAAUGACGGAGUUGGUACAACUAAAAUAGUCGGAAUUUCAGUGGCUAAUGCUGCCCGCAUGUUAGCUGGUAGUGGCGGAUCUGCUGGCAAAGAAUACUCGCUUGUGCUACCACACGAUACCUACCCGGGUUUUAGUAUUAAGAAAUUCAAAACGGUGCCCGUGAAUGAGUCAGCCAAAUGGGAUACAAAGUCCUCAUCGCCAUCACCAACGGCUGUAGGUGCUUACCAUAUGCUUGCGGGAGAUUACUCCAAAUAUUUUACUGUGCUCGACGACGGCGUCGUGAUGACCACAUCCGAUAUCUCACCACUAGUAAAUCGCCCGGUGAAUCUUGUUGUGGUCGAAGAGACACCCAAUGCCACUAAUACGCACAAUUUGCAGUUAUUUGUGAUUCACCGCAGUGACAUGUUGCGCUUUCCUGGCUCAAUGCUUGACGCUAGCGGUGAGGUGCGUGAGAAUCGGCCCGCUGGCACCCGUGUACGAGGAAUCCCGCUGAUGCAAGCUUUGGGUGGUGAUGCGGCGCUGGAAAGUAAUGGUGGCGCUGCGAAGAAGAUUCGUUACACCAUCAUCGAUGGCAAUGAUGAUCAGGCUUUCGCUUUACAGGCACGUAAAUCUGAUACGAAUAGUGAGAUGAGCGUAUACUCCAUUCUAGUAGAUUGCGACGGAGAUACUGGUGUGUGGCUAGUCAUAAAUCGGCCAUUGGAUCGUGAAACAAAGGCCCACUAUGAUCUUUCAGUGCAAGCCUCAGACAUUGAUGAACUCGAUAAGACCGUCUCGAAGAUACAGGUGACUGUAAUGGAUGAAAAUGAUAACCGUCCCAUAUUUAAAUCAAGUGAAUACAAAUUCGCCAUUGCCGGCCAAAAGGAUACUGGGCUAGGAGGCAACAGCACGACUAUGUGGAAACGCUUCUCCAUACUAGGUAAGGUAGAAGCCACCGAUGCUGAUGGCGACAAGAUUGCCUACCGACUGACUGCACCCAGCAAUAUUGUCAUCAUUGUGCCGCAAACCGGUGAAAUUAUGUUGGCCGAUCAACCUCGAACUUCUGAGUUGCUGAUCGAGGUAGAAGCUCAUGAUUUACGCUAUCCUUCUUUGGUAAGCAAGCAGCCAGCCAAAGUAUUGCUUGAGUUCCUAGCUCCCGAGCCGGUUUCCUUUAUAAUGCAACACUUUGAGCACGAUGCUGUCAAUGAGCACUCACAUCACCGCGAAAAGCGUCGGGUAACGCGCGCGGUACGCCCGACAAAACGUAUCGAGUUCACCGAGGCAGAUGGCGAUACCGAAGGUAAAUCUGUCUUCCAACUGGAAAAGGAGACCGAUAAGGAAACCUUUAAAAUACGUGACGACAAUCCUUGGGUGACAGUCGAAACAAAUGGUGCGGUGCGUGUGAAAAAGAAGUGGGACUAUGAAGAAUUAGGACCGGAGAAGACAAUCGAUUUUUGGGUCAUCAUAACAAAUACUGGACAACACGCUGACCUCAAGUACACUGACAAUCAACGCGUUAUCAUCCAUGUGAAGGAUGUCAACGAUGAACCGCCCUAUUUCAUUAAUCGCCCAUUGCCUAUGCAAGCGGUAGUACAACUAAAUGCUCCACCCAAUACACCCGUAUUCACAUUGCAGGCGCGGGAUCCCGAUACCGAUCAUAAUAUACAUUAUUUUAUAGUACGAGAUCGUACUGGUGGUCGCUUCGAGGUGGAUGAACGUUCUGGUGUAGUACGUACACGUGGCACUGAUCUCUUUCAAUUGGAUAUGGAGUAUGUCUUAUAUGUCAAAGCUGAGGAUCAAAACGGCAAAGUUGAUGAUCGUCGCUUCCAGAGCACACCCGAGGAACGGCUAUCCAUUGUGGGUGGCAAGCGCGCUCCUCAGUUUUAUAUGCCCAGCUACGAGGCGGAAAUACCGGAGAAUCAGAAAAAAGAUUCAGACAUCAUCUCGGUGAAGGCGAAAUCGUUUGCAGAUCGUGAGAUACGCUAUACAUUGAAGGCACAAGGACAAGGGGCUGGUACAUUCAACAUUGGGCCGUCGUCGGGUAUCGUCAAGUUGGCGAAAGAAUUGGAUUUCGAAGAUUUGCGACAGCCGCAUGUCUACUCGUUGAUAGUUACUGCCACCGAAGACUCGGGUGGCUUCUCCACAUCCGUUGAGCUCACCAUCCGUGUCACUGACGUCAACGACAAUGCACCUAAAUUCGAGCUGCCUGAUUAUCAAGCGCACAAUGUUGACGAAGACAUUCCACUCGGCACGAGCAUCCUGCGCGUCAAAGCAAUGGAUUCUGAUUCUGGAGCAAAUGCUGAAAUUGAAUAUCUCGUUUCUGACGAUCACUUUGCUGUCGACUCAAAUGGCAUAAUAGUCAAUAAUAAACAACUCGACGCCGAUAACAACAAUGCCUACUACGAAUUCAUUGUGACAGCUAAAGAUAAAGGUGAACCGUCUAAAUCCGGUACAGCGACAGUACGCGUCUACACAAAAAAUAAAAAUGACGAAGAGCCCAAGUUUUCACAACAGGUCUAUACACCGAAUGUGGAUGAAAAUGCUGGACCAAAUACGCUCGUCACAACUGUUGUGGCUUCCGAUAAAGAUGGCGAUAAUGUGCGGUUCGGUUUUGUUGGAGGAGGCACCUCCUCUGGACAGUUCGUUAUAGAGGAUAUAACGGGUGUGAUACGAUUGCACAACAAAGCCAUUUCACUAGACCGUGACAAGUAUGAGUUAAAUGUGACUGCCAUGGAUGAUGGCUCGUGCUGUGUUAAUGGUGAUCACACCAUACACACUUCAACUGCAGUCGUUGUAGUCUUCAUCACCGAUGUAAAUGACAACAAGCCGGUGUUUAAAGAUUGCGGGACUUAUUACCCCAAAGUGGAAGAGGGUGCACCCAACGGGAGUCCGGUGAUAAAAGUGGUUGCCACUGAUGAGGAUAAGGGUGUCAAUGGUCAGGUCAAAUACUCAAUCGUUCAACAGCCAAAUCAGAAAGGCACCAAAUUCACCGUUGACGAAGAGACCGGCGAGGUGUCCACCAACAAAGUGUUCGAUCGCGAAGGUGACGAUGGUAAAUUCGUUUCGGUCACCGUUAAAGCGACUGACCAAGGUGAACCUAGCUUGGAAGGCGUGUGUUCUUUUACAGUAGAAAUUACAGAUGUCAACGACAAUCCACCACUCUUUGAUCGACAAAAAUAUGUCGAAAAUGUGAAGCAAGACGCCAGCAUCGGCACAAACAUACUGCGCGUCUCCGCCUCCGAUGAGGAUGCCGACAAUAACGGAGCCAUUGUGUACAGCUUGAGCGCCCCCUUCAAUCCCAACGAUUUGGAGUAUUUCGAUAUACAGGCUGAGUCGGGUUGGAUAGUGUUAAAGAAGCCGCUUGACCGCGACCGCUAUCGUUUGCGGGUGCGCGCCUCGGAUCGUGGUGAGCCACCAUCCUAUGCCGAUGUCGAUGUUGAGUUAGACGUAGUUGACCGCAAUAACAAGCCGCCAAUAUGGGAUAAGAGCAUUUAUGGGCCAAUACAUAUACGCGAAAAUGUCACUGUGGGUACGGUUGUAACAUCGGUGAAGGCAAGUUCGGGUAUCGAAGGAAAUCCGACUGUUUUUUACCGACUAAUGCCUGGGUCCACCGCACAAACCAACAAGUUUCAUACGUUUUACUUACAACAAAGACCGGAUAAUGGGGAUACAUGGGCCGAUAUAAAGGUGAAUCAUCCGUUGGAUUACGAGAGCAUAAAGGAAUACAAUCUGACGAUACGUGUAGAGAACAACGGCGCCCAACAAUUGGCAUCUGAGGCUACUGUUUACAUUAUGCUCGAAGAUGUAAACGAUGAGAUACCAUUGUUUACCGAACGUGAACAGGAGACUGUGCUGGAAGGUGAACCCAUUGGCACGAAAGUGACGCAAGUGAAUGCCAUCGACAAGGAUGGCACAUUUCCAAACAAUCAGGUCUACUACUACAUCGUUGAUUCACCGCGCAAUGAAGGCAAAGAGUUUUUUGAAAUUAAUUUGCAAAGUGGAGAGAUCUUUACCAAAACCGUAUUCGACAGAGAGAAGAAAGGAGCUUAUGCACUAGAAGUGGAAGCGCGGGAUGGCGCGCCAUCAGCAAGGCCGAACAGUAAUGGACAACCAAAUUCAGGUUAGUAACAAUGUACUAGUUACUUACCUAUAA